AUAAUAGAGAUUUCUCUACACUCCAGUACGUGGCGCCAUCUAACCAAUGUUUUUUAGAGUCUUUCAUGAUAGACAGUAGACCUAGACAGUCAAUGCACUAAAUAGAAUGUAACGUGACGCUAAUAAGGAAAGAAAAAAAAUCACAAUGUCGAAGAUAAAAAAACAGUCAACGAGAGAGCCAACAUAUACCGAGGAAGAUGUGGGAAAGGCUCUGGAAGCAAUAAAAACCGGCAUGUCAAUAAGGAAUGCAAGUAAAAUUUAUCAAAUUCCGAGGACGACACUUUUGUACAAACACACUGGUAAAUCGCCAAUAUCAGCGAAAAAAGGACCAGCACUAGUGCUAACAGACAAAGAGGAAAGUGAUCUCGUCUCAUGGUUCACAAUGAUUAGCGAAAAAGGAUUCACUCUCACCAAGCAACAAAUUUUGGACAGUGUACAAAUACUAGUGAAUAAAAUUGUAAAGAGAAAAACGCCAUUCAGCGAUGGUCGACCAGGUCGUCAUUGGUAUGAAAAAUUUAUUCGCCGCCAUUCCAAGUUAACGCGAACAAUCGAUGAAAAUACACGCGAAAGACGCUCAACAUUAAAUGAGGAAAAAUUGAAAAAUUGGUUCCAAGAGACGAAUAAACUUCUCGGGGAAAAACAACUCUUGAACGUUGAUCCAUCUCGAGUAUUCACUUGCGACGAGGCGGCUUUCUUUCUCCAUCCUGAGGCUGAUAAAAUUCUCAUACAACGUGGCUCGAAGGCAAUUAGUAAUUUAGGAAAAAGCAACGAUAGAGAAUGUUUAACGACAAUGUUCACUGUGAAUGCAAAUGGAAUGAUUGCACCACCGAUGGUCAUGUUUCGCUAUCAAAGAACACCGCAGAGUAUUAAAAGUAGUCUUCCCGAUAAUUGGGUGCAUGGAAAUUCGUCAAAUGGCUGGAUGACUGGCGAGACAUUCUACGAUUAUAUCGCCGAUACAUUCUAUCCUUGGCUCUUGGAAAAUCAAAUAGAACUACCAAUUAUUCUCUUCAUUGACAAGAGUUCGACAAAUUUGACAAUGUCAUUGUGUGAAUUUUGCGAGAGAAAUAAAAUUGAAUUGAUACCAUUGCAGGCGAAUGCAACGCACAUUAUACAGCCAUUGAUGGUGGGAUUUUUUCAACCAAUGAAAUUUGCCUGGAAGGAUAUUGUUAAACAAUGGAAUGAGGAGAAUUUUGGUAGAAAAUUUCGUAAGGAAGAUUUUUCAUCGGCUCUAAAGCAAACAAUGGAUUUUGUCUAUGACAAUGAUUUUUUACGUGCUGGUUUCAUGAGUUGUGGACUGUGUCCAUUUUCACUUGAAAGUAUUGAUUAUUCGACAAUUAAAAAUUUUGAUUCUUAUAAAGAAAAUCGUAUUUUUAUUGACUCAAAAUCAAUGUAUGAUAAUUAUGAUGAUAAUGGUGGUGAUUGUGAAAUUGAACAUGGCAAGUUUCUUCAACUUUUGGAGAAAUAUUUACCCGAUGAUAAAUUAACGAGUUUCAAGGAGAAUGAAGAUAAUCCACUUUGGAUUGGCGAUGAAAAAGAUACGAAUCUUUUCUAUUUUUGGUUAAAUGUUCGAACACUCGCCGAUAACGAGUAAAUAUAUUUUUUAUCGCAAUUUUUUUCUAUUUGAAUUUCAAGAAAAA
Molecule: messenger RNA, 1637 nt
Organism: Leptopilina heterotoma
Lineage: Eukaryota; Metazoa; Arthropoda; Insecta; Hymenoptera; Figitidae
Product: MFS-type transporter clz9-like
Exons: 2
Coding region: 146-1591 (481 amino acids)
Cellular component (GO): nucleus
Molecular function (GO): DNA binding
Source: RefSeq, a predicted model, not a curated record